This is a messenger RNA of Penicillium malachiteum, 1680 nucleotides long. RefSeq lists its product as uncharacterized. The record is from RefSeq and is a predicted model, not a curated record. Gene Ontology annotation, molecular function: lysine-tRNA ligase activity; ATP binding; tRNA binding. Gene Ontology annotation, cellular component: mitochondrion; cytoplasm. The coding region runs from base 1 to 1680 and encodes 559 amino acids. NCBI's taxonomy places the organism in Eukaryota, Fungi, Ascomycota, Eurotiomycetes, Eurotiales, Aspergillaceae. Gene Ontology annotation, biological process: mitochondrial lysyl-tRNA aminoacylation. The transcript is spliced from 5 exons.
AUGCAUUCAAUUCGUCCAUGGGCUUUGUCCCGUGGCUUGGAGGGACUGCGAUAUAGCGCAGGACGUCGUUUCCAACAUUCUAAUUUGCAGCCACUCAUUCAGGCUCGACUAACUCAACAGUUUCAGCGAAAUGGAAGCUCUACUGCAUCUCCAGAAAGAGCCUUUCAAGAGCGAGUACAGCAGGUCAAGACUGCUCAGGCAGACCCAUACCCUCGACUGGCGGUAGACAAGCGAACCCUCAGUUGUGCGGACUUUCGCUUAAGAUAUGAUGGAUUGGCCAACAAUGAUUCUGUAGAAGACACGGUCGUUGUCUCUGGUAGAAUCCGUACCUACCGCCUCGCGGGCAGCAAAUUGAUCUUCUUCGAUAUUGUGCAAGAUGGCCAUAAGAUCCAGGUUAUGUGCAACAAGGGUCAACUGGAGGGCAUUGAACCCCAGGACUUUAAGAAAUUGUAUCGUCUGCUGCGUCGUGGCGAUUCCUUUACUGUAACUGGUCAUCCGCACCGCACUGCUCGUGGCGAACUCACUGUGAAUGCCACCAAGUUACCUCAGCUCCUCUCCCCGUGUCUGCACGAUGUCCCGGUUCAUGAUGUCUCUCAUGAAGUCUCGCCUUACCCUCGUCAUGUCCAAUUCUUGGCCGAUCCCGCCGCUGCGGAUAUCAUUCGAGCCAGAUCAAGUCUGACGCAGUAUCUGCGCCAGUUCUUCGUGGAUCGUUCUUUUAUGGAGGUCAGCACACCUAUCAUUGGAGGUAUAGCGGGUGGUGCAAUUGCUCGUCCCUUUGUCACUUCUGCCACGGAGUUUCCAGAGCGUGAGCUGUCACUUCGCAUUGCCCCGGAGCUCUGGCUGAAGCGGUUGGUGGUGGGUGGAUUCGACAAAGUCUUUGAGAUUGGACAGUCGUUCCGAAAUGAGGGUCUUGACAAGACUCACAAUGCCGAGUUUACGACCUGCGAAUUCUAUCAUGCUUAUGCUAAUCUGGAAGACUUGAUGCGCACCAGUGAAGAGCUUCUCUCUGGCAUGGCAGCUCACAUCCAGGCCUUCAACAAAAACAACACCCUCAACCCGACCCAAGUGAACUUCACUGCUCCAUUCAAGCGUAUCGACUUCAUUACAGGCAUCGAAGAGGCUAUUAACCAGAAAUUGCCUGAUCUGAGCUCCCCCGAUGCCUUGGAUCGGAUUCGGGCUCUCUUCCGAACCCUCUCACUCGACCUCCCUGAAAACCCUACGCUCCCUCGCCUCCUUGACGAACUUUGUGGUACAUACGUCGAACCCCAGUGCAUAGACCCUACCUUCAUUAUUAACCCACCGGAAUGUCUAUCGCCCCUGUCCAAAUCAUUCAUACACCCCACAACCGGCCAAUGCGUUGCCGCGCGCGGUGAACUCUUUAUCGAGGGCAAGGAGGUGAUUAAUACCUACGAAGAAGAGAACUCGCCAUUUGAACAGCGGCGUAAGUUCGAGGACCAGUUGCGAUUCAGCCAUGCGGCCGGUGAGACUGGUGAGAUCGAUGAGAGUUACCUCGAAGCUCUGGAAUGGGGACUACCUGCUACAGGAGGCUGGGGAUGUGGAAUUGAUCGCCUCGUCAUGUUAUUCACAGGUGCAAAGCGCAUCGGUGAUGUCUUAGCUUUUGGUAACCUACGGGCUGUUACAAGACGGACUGGUACUGAGACCAAGGCGAGCGAGUCCUAA